GCUCAGGUGACCCGCGCGCGUCUCAGCCGGCCGGCGGGGGGCUCGCAGCAAUGAUCCAAAAUGUGGGGACGCAGCUGCGAAAGGGCAUUGCCUCAGUGUUCUCCAGCCGUUCUUCCCGCAAGUCGACCUCGCGGGCGGAGGAUACGGGCGGCGCCAUGGCGGACGGCCAGGGGUACCGGAACCCCACGGAGGUGCAGAUGAGCCAGCUGGUGCUGCCCUGUCACACCAACCAGAGUGGCGAGCUGAGCAUCGGGCAGCUGCUCAAGUGGAUCGAUACGACAGCCUGCCUGUCCGCCGAGCGGCAUGCCGUCUGCCCCUGCGUCACUGCCUCCAUGGAUGACAUCUACUUCGAGCAUACCAUCAGUGUUGGACAAGUGGUGAACAUCAAGGCCAAAGUGAACCGGGCCUUCAACUCCAGCAUGGAGGUGGGCAUCCAGGUGACCUCGGAGGACAUGUGCUCGGAGAAGCAGUGGACCGUCUGCAAGGCCCUGGCCACCUUUGUGGCGCACCGCGAGCUCUCCAAGGUGAAGCUGAAGCAGAUCACGCCGCACACUGAGGAGGAGAAGACGGAGCACGGCGUGGCAGCUGAGCGCAGACGCAUGCGGCUGGUCUACGCCGACACCAUCCAGGGCCUCCUGACCAGCUUCCCCAUCCAGGACGACCUGGAGAGCCGAGACUGCAGCCACAGGGUGCCUGCCGAGAAGACCUAUGUGGAGAGCGUGGAGCUGGUCCUGCCCCCGCACGCCAACCACCAGGGCAACACCUUCGGGGGCCAGAUCAUGGCCUGGAUGGAGAACGUGGCCACCAUCGCUGCCAGCCGGUUAUGCCGGGCCCACCCUACGCUGAAAGCCAUCGAGAUGUUCCACUUUCGGGGCCCGUCCCAGGUGGGGGACCGCCUGGUGCUCAAGGCCAUCGUGAACAACACCUUCAAGAACAGCAUGGAGGUGGGCGUAUGCGUGGAGGCCUAUCGCCAGGAGGCCGAGACCCAGCGUCGCCACAUCAACAGCGCCUUCAUGACCUUUGUGGUCCUGGACGCAGACAACCAGCCGCGCACACUGCCGCUGAUCCUGCCCCAGCCAGGGGAUGGUGAGCGGCGGUACCGGGAGGCCAGUGCCCGGAGGAAGAUCCGGCUGGACAGGCAAUACAUCGUGUCCUGUAAGACGGAGAUGCCGCUCUCGGUACCCUGGGAUCCCAGCAACCAGGUGUACCUGAGUUACAACAACGUCUCUGCCCUGAAGAUGCUUGCGGCCAAGGACAAGUGGGUGCUGUCCUCGGAGAUCAACCAGGUGCGCCUGUACACCCUCGAGGACGACAAGUUCCUCUCCUUCAAGAUGGAAAUGCUGGUGCAGCUGGACCCUGCCCAGGUCUUCCAGCUGCUCUCGGACCUGCACCGGCGGCCCGAGUGGGACAAGCACUACCAGAGCGUGGAGCUCAUCCAGCAGGUGGACGAGGAUGACAGCAUCUACCACGUGGUCAGCCCCGCCCUGGGCGGCGACAUCAAGCCACAGGACUUCGUGAUCCUGGCCUCCCGGAGGAAGCCUUGUGACAACAGGGACCCCUACGUCAUCGCGGUGAGGUCCGUCGUGCUGCCCUCACACGGUGAGACGCCAGACUACAGGCGGGGCGAGACCCUGUGCUCCGGCUUCUGCUUCUGGCGCGAGGGGGACCAGCUGACCAAGGUGUCUUACUACAACCAGGCCACUACUGGCUUCCUCAACUACCUGACCACCAACGUGUCCGGCCUCUCCUCCGAGUUCUACUCCACCUUCAAGGCUUGCGAGCAGUUUCUCCUGGACAACCGCAGCGACCUGGCCCCAAGCCUCCAGACCCUUUAG
Molecule: messenger RNA, 1835 nt
Organism: Sorex fumeus (smoky shrew)
Lineage: Eukaryota; Metazoa; Chordata; Mammalia; Eulipotyphla; Soricidae
Gene: ACOT11
Product: acyl-CoA thioesterase 11
Exons: 16
Coding region: 51-1835 (594 amino acids)
Cellular component (GO): extracellular exosome
Molecular function (GO): thiolester hydrolase activity; lipid binding
Source: RefSeq, a predicted model, not a curated record